Messenger RNA from Psylliodes chrysocephalus, 975 nucleotides. NCBI's taxonomy places the organism in Eukaryota, Metazoa, Arthropoda, Insecta, Coleoptera, Chrysomelidae. The record is from the annotation of a GenBank genome assembly.
AUGUGGAUAUGGCAGCUAAGGACGCAUUGUCAAGAAAAGCAUAAAGACAGCCGUGGCCAAGGUAAUUUAACUACAUUUUUAAGCAAAACAACGGUAAACAAAAUAAUAACUAUAUUCGAAAAUGAAAUUAAAUUAAGAAUAGCAAACGAAGUUAAAGAAGCUGGAAAUUCUAGUGUUCAAAUUGAUUCGACCCAGGAUAUUAGCGUGGUUGAACAAUUUUCAAUUAUAGUUCGCUAUAUAGAUAUUGAGGGUAAAGUAAAAGAAAGGUUGUUAGAUAUUGUUCCAGCGCAGAUAAGUACUGGACUGGCUCUUAAGACCAAAUUAAUAUUUGUUUUAAAUAACUUAGACCUCGAUAAGACAAAAAUAAUUGGCUGUAGCUUCGACGGCGCAGCUAAUAUAUCAGGGGUCACAAAGGGAUCCGCCAAUCGAGGAAAUUACAUGGACCUUCUAAGUUUUAUAUCAAAAUACGAUGAUACCAUAAAAAGCCAUUUUAUUGAUUCAAAGACUUUCCGAGGUACCUUAAACAGAAUCCAAAAUGAUUUAAUUAAAUGCACUGCCGACGUUGUGAUGGAUCACAUUAAAAGUGAAAUUAAAAAAGCACCUUUCGUAUCAAAUGCGCUUGAUGAAACCACAGAUGUAGCAAACUUAAGUCAAUUAUCCAUUGUUGUGCGAUAUGUAUUGGACGGCAUUCCUCAAGAGCGAUUUUUAGGAUUUUUGGACGUCACUAGCGAACGAACUGUAGAUGCAUUGUUUAAAAUUGUUUGUGACAUUAUUUCAAGUUUAGAAUGUGGUUCUAAGCGUGUUGCCCAGAGCUACGAUGGUGCUGCCGUAAUGGCUGGCUAUUUAGGAGGCCUUCAAACUAAAAUGAAAGAGAAGUUUAAACAUGCAAUUUUCGUUCACUGUAUAGCAUAUAGACUUAAUUUGGUUUUAUCGCGAAGCAUGGAUAAUAUUAAAGAUUGCAAAUUUUCUUUUUGA